This is a messenger RNA of Trichoderma virens Gv29-8, 1251 nucleotides long. RefSeq lists its product as uncharacterized. The record is from RefSeq and is a predicted model, not a curated record. Lineage: Eukaryota; Fungi; Ascomycota; Sordariomycetes; Hypocreales; Hypocreaceae. The coding region runs from base 1 to 1251 and encodes 416 amino acids. The transcript has a single exon.
AUGGCGGUGCCUAAUCACCCCCUUAUCGCCGCGUGGACGUCCACCCCGAUCCCGGACCUGUCUCUCUCCGCGGGUGGUCUUCUCGCGCUCGCGGAUCUCAACACGAUUGCCCAGCGCACGGCGAUUGCAGGCGGAUCAUCGUGGCUCGACGCCUUUGUGCUCGCUCCUGGUCUGCACUACCAGCAGGCGGCGGACUUGCUGACGCCGGAAUAUGGAUCCGGGAAGCUGGUGCUGUCGACGCUGGAGGGCGGGGCUCGGAGGCUCGUCGUGAGCAACGUGGCCAUGGUCAAGUAUUUGCGGAGACUGUGGGAGAGAGAGGGAAAGUACGGGGUUGUGACGCUGUAUGUGAGGAUGGAGAAUGGGGUUGCGGGCGUUUCGUUUGCGUCGUCGCUGUCGCUUUUGCUGGGGGGGGAUGAUUCGAGGCGGAGGAGCCAGAGGCGGUGGCAGCGGGAUUUGAGGAGGCAGCUUGAGGCGGAGCAUAAGAGUCACGUAAGGGAGGUUUUUGAGAUGGACUGGGUGAGUCAUGCGCUGUAUCUGACGAGUCCGCUGCUCACGGUGGUGGCCAUCGUCUUCAUGGUGUUGCUGCAGGACUGGUGGGGGUUGGGCUUCCUGAUUGCGCUCAUGGUGUCGCGGCUGGCGAACAUCUGGGCCAUCAAAGAGCGAUCGCGGCCUGGAGCUACGCCGCCGCCGUUGCCUCCCUUGGACGAGAAGCCCAAGACGCCGUCGCCUCCUCCUGCUCCGCCAGGUUCUCCUCCGCAAGAAACAUCGCCAACGGCUGUUGGGGAGUCUAAGCAAUCCCUGGCGCUGCCUCUCUCAUUCAAGCGGCAAGACUCCAACAUGACGCAGUACACCAUCGACUGGGGCGACAACCGCCGCGUGAUCCUCAGGGGCGAGGACGCAGACCUGCGAGCCGUCACGACCGAGGCCUGGCUGCGCGCAAAGACGACCUGGGAGGGCUACCUCGAGGCCAUGUCCAAGCUCAUCGUCUACAUGGUGGCCUCGCUGAGCGGCAAUCUCUCCCAGGCGGGCGCCGUGGUCCUCAUGUCGCUGCUGCUCGUCAGCGCGGGCCUUCUCGGCCUGAGCAACGCGCAUGCGACCAGCAUGCAGAUGCACGGCCGGCGAGUCGGGCGGUUGAGGGUGGAAAGGGUCAAGAUUGCGCCGUUGGAUCCGGGCAUGGCCGUGUCUGGCCAGGCAGAUACCACGACGCCGGACGGAUUCCCUGUUCACAUUGUACCGGUGGUCGGCAACUGA